AUGGGAAAUACAAACCUCUCAAAGGAUAAAAAAAAUUUUGCUUGGAAAUGUCUACAGAAUGCAGUUUCAACCAACUUUAAACUUUCUAAGUUUAAAAGUGAUCUCUCCCCUUCUUGUUCUUUUGGCUGCAAUGAGGCUGAAACAAUAGAACAUCUGUUUUUACACUGUAAGUAUGCAAAAUUUGUGUGGGCUACUGACCCUUAUCCCGUAGUUGUACACUUUGACAGUACUAUACAUUUUUUAGAUGUCUUUAAAGAAUGGCUAGAGAAAGAAAAUCCUCUGAUUCCCAUAGAAAUCAUUAUGACCAAAAUUUGGUUUAUAUGGAAGGAAAGAUGCAACAGAGUUUUUGAUAAUCAACAACAAACUUGCCAGCAAGUAGCUUUAGAGAUACAGAGACACCUAGCUUUCUGGCAUAAGGAAAAAUACUUAGUUAAAAGUAAAGAUUUGGUAUCAGGAAACAAAGGAGAUAAAAUCUGGAAAUUUCCAGAAUCCCUACAUAAUAAACUAAACUUGGAUGUUGCUUGGAUAUCAAGCAGUGUACCAACAGGCUUUGCUAUAAUCUUCAGAAAUGAUGCAGGUGAAUUCACUCAAGGAAGAGCAGGACCAAUCUCAGCAACUACCCCAGAAGAAGCGGAAGCUCUAGGAUUCCUUCAGUCAGCUAAAUGGGCAAGAGCUAUGAAACUUUCUGAUUUUAGUAUGGAAGGAGACUGUAAGAACCUUUUUGAUUAUCUGAAGGGAGAGCCAUCUCAAAUCACCUGGCAGAACCAAUCCAUCAUGGAAGAAGUGAAGGAUGAAAUUUCUUUUUGUAACAAUUUUAAAGGUUUCCAUUUCAUUCCUAGAACAACAAAUAAUGUAGCUGACACACUAGCUAAGGAGGCUAGGCUCUUCAGAACUGCUAUUAACUGGGAUGCCAACCCUCCUUCUUGUAUUCAGUAUGUUUUAGAAGUAGAUAAAUCUAAUGUCAGGGUAUCGUCCACAUGCCCAGUACUAGAUGUCUCUACUGGUUUUGAUGUGAGGGUUACUAACUCCCAAAGUUAG
Molecule: messenger RNA, 1038 nt
Organism: Papaver somniferum (opium poppy)
Lineage: Eukaryota; Viridiplantae; Streptophyta; Magnoliopsida; Ranunculales; Papaveraceae
Exons: 1
Coding region: 1-1038 (345 amino acids)
Molecular function (GO): nucleic acid binding; RNA-DNA hybrid ribonuclease activity
Source: RefSeq, a predicted model, not a curated record